This is a messenger RNA of Mycena citricolor, 1704 nucleotides long. The record is from the annotation of a GenBank genome assembly. Lineage: Eukaryota; Fungi; Basidiomycota; Agaricomycetes; Agaricales; Mycenaceae.
CACGAACUGGCUGCCCCAAGGGCUAGAAAGUCAAAUUCCAGAGAACGCUGGGACACGGACGUAGCUGGCAGCUGGGCUCCUUCCAGACAUAUGCUCUGCGAUCAGACUGGCCUUGCAACCCGGUUAUGUCUCACGAACCUGAAGAACAUACCGUAUCCUAUUUCGCAUGGGGCUUGCAUGAACCAAAGCCACUCAUGCAUAAAUCGAAUGGAAACGGGUGAAACAGGAAGCAACGAGGUUUGCCGCCUGGAUCUGCGAUUGCAACAUGCGCAGGAGAGAAAGAGGUGGCCACGAUAAACCGCCUGCUCAUGAAGAACGUACCCCCAUGCUGCCAAGGCCUGGCCCCAGACAUGCCUGUGACUGGAAAGAAGGAUGGAACAAGCGCCCGAGCCGGGGUAUUUGAAUCUCAACUCCGUUGCCAGUAGUCCUCAAUCAUUGGUCGCUCUUCGCCCUCUCAUGCUCCUCCCGCAGGUGAACAACACCCUUACGCUCGGGUGCAUAGACGAGCCAUUGGACAACGCAAACGGGUCACUCUCUCGCAGCCUCUUCAGCAUUGUCUGGGGCUGUCUGUUGACCAUCUUUGCCUCUGUCUGGGUCUCGGUGCACCCAAAUGUACCCGCCCCGGGGAGGAAGGGAUUUUGGACCGUGACGGAGAGUGUCAAGCUCAUGCUGGUUGCUCUGGCGGCACCUGAGGUAGUGCUUUCCUUUGCCCUCUGGCAGUUCAUCUACGCUCGGACAUCGUAUCAAGCCCAUCGAACUUCCCCAGACUCCCUUUCGAUGACCCACGCCUUCUUUUUCUCGAUGGGCGGAUUCAUCGACGCGGACGGCAAGGUCAUUGCUACCGAGGACCAGCUUAACGAGCCCGGUGUUCUCGAAGCUAUCGCAGCUGUGAAGCAAGCGGACAUCGAGGACAAGAGCAAGGGUGAUGCUUUUACGAAGAGCAUUGCACUGUUGCAGGGGUUGUGGUUCCUGCUGCAGAUGAUCGGCCGGGUUGUCCAGGGACUACCAGUCACGCAGCUCGAGGUGGCCACAAUGGGCUUCGCCGCGCUCACCCCGAUUGUGUGGCUUCUCUGGUGGCACAAGCCUCUCGGUGUGCAAAAACCGAUCGUCCUUCAAGUCCAUCUGAAGACGCCGAGUACCUCAGCGCGUGGCGACACCCUGUCGAAGGAGGAUGCGCAUCAGACCAAACUCUGGGCCAAGAGGCUUGCUGAGAGAUUAGAUGGCAUCCUAUUAGGCCAAUACCAAGUUCCGACGGGAGGAUUCGUCCCCACGUUUUGGUCUCAAAACAUCACAAGCCGUGAUCGGGAACUCACCUGGCAGCCUUUUUCUCUGAUGCAGUUCAGUCUACUUACACAAGCUGUAUUCGGCCUCAUUUUCGGAGGCCUUCACUGCGCUGCAUGGAAUAUCCACUUUCCCUCUGUGAUCGAAAAAUGGCUGUGGAGAAGCUGUGCCAUCUCGGUCUCGCUAGGACCCACCAUAUUCAUGGGCGUAUUGAACAUAUUUCACUUUUCAAGAGACAUCCAUAGCUCUACAUACGCACUCCUUGUGCUAGGGCCCCUUCGCCUCGGGAGCAUUGCAUCGAUCAUCCUCUAUGUCUUUAUUCGACUGGCUCUGGCCAUCCUGAUGUUUACCUCUCUCCGAGCCAUACCGAUUGGCGCUUUCUUGUCUGUAGAUUGGACUGGAUUUAUUCCCCACUUUUUGUAA